CCUACUUCACUUCGUAACUACACGAUUAGUCGUCCAAUCUGAAAAGCAAAAAUGACGUUUGUGAUGCACCUGUGUUUUAUUUUAUUUAAUCAGUGAAUAAACGCAAUAAGUUGUUAAUGGUUAAUAAAAGUGAGAAUGAUCACUUCAUGUACAAGCCGUCGUCUAAAACUAGCCAUUUACAAUAAAACGAACUCAUAACUCACUUAAAGGGUUUCAAACCAUGUUAUUGUGUGACUAUUUUCAAGGGUAGUUGAAGUUAAUUAAAAAGCAUGGAUGAGAAGAGAGUGGCGGAUUACUUCGUAAUCGCGGGACUGCCGGAGACACCGGAGUUACUGGACGAUUCUGACUCGGGACAUCUAAAGGGAUACAGUACAAAAGCUCCAAUAACAGAUAUCAGUGUCGUAUUCCCGAGUCUUGGCGAAACGGUUCCCAAUGGUUACGAACUGAUCGAGACAACGCCAAGUGGACUCCCCGCUGACCUCAACCAUGGCUCCAUACGGACGCCCGAAUGCUUCAUCUGCAUACGGCGGGGGCGGGACAGAGCGCCACUGGUUGAUAUCGGCGUUAUGUACGAAGGCAAAGAGCGUCUCAUGGCCGAUGCUGAAAUGGUGCUCGAGUCCGUCGGCCAACGUCUAGCCAACGUCAACAACUCCACAGCGAAGACGUUCAUAACGUACCGACGGGCACACGCCGGUGCGCCGUGCAACGCGCUUGUAGUGGUCGAUGUGUGUGUGAUCAUAGCCAGCAAGGGAGAAUGCCCGCCGCACGCCUUCUGUAUGAUCGCCAAGAACCUUAACAAAGGACUGAUGGGCAGCGACGUUUUUCUCUGUUACAAGAAGUCAAUGAACCGUCCUCCUUUAAUAGCUUACAAGCCAGAAGUACUGUUUAGGUAUCCAAUGACCGAGCGUCACAGCCUAGCUUUCCCCACGUCCGUGCCAUUAUUCUGCCUGCCAAUGGGCGCCACUUUGGAGCUCUGGCCGACCAACGCCGCGACACCUAAGCCUGUCUUCUCCACAUUUGUGCUUACAGUCGCCGAUGCCACUGACAAGGUGUACGGUUCGGCGGUGACGUUCUACGAGACCUACCCCCACAGUCAACUGACGGAGAGCCAAAUGGAGCUCCUAGGCUGGCGGAACGGGAUCUCACACACCACGCACUCCGUCCACGUCAGCAAGUCCAUUUGCCUGCUGUCCCGGUGGCCGUUCAGCGAUACGUUCGAGCGGUGGUUGUUGUAUAUACUUGAAAUGUCGUGGAGUAAACAGCCGCUAACUAUACCCAUCGAGAGAUACAUAACACAUUUGUUAGAAGAAGUGCCCUUCCCCGAACCCAGGAUAUUGCUGCAGUUAUCACCGACGAACGCGAGUGACCGCGUGAUAGUGACGCGGCGCGACGACCAGCCGCUGGUGCGGAGCGGCGCGGGGUUCAGGCAGCUACUGCUCAACCUGGGGCCCGACAACUGCCAGCUGCUGCUGGCGCUCGCCAUCACCGAGCAGAAGAUUCUGAUCCACUCGCUCAGGCCAGACACCUUAACUGCAGUCUCAGAAGCCGUCUCAAGUCUACUGUUUCCGUUCAAAUGGCAGUGCCCUUACAUACCACUCUGUCCUUUAGGUUUAGCAGAAGUAUUACACGCGCCGUUGCCAUAUUUGAUCGGCGUUGACUCGAGAUUUUUUGAUCUCUACGAACCUCCGCCCGACGUGACGUGUGUCGAUUUAGAUACUAAUAAUAUUACAAUAUGUGAUUCGCAGCGCCACAUAUCAAUCAAACUUUUACCCAGACGACAAGCGAAAGCUUUACGGCAAACGUUAGAAGUAUUAUACAGCAAUAUACGACCGGGUAUGUUGGCGUCACCUGUCCACCACUCCGGAAACAGUAAAUACAACGGUGAACCCACAACGAGUUUAGACAGAGACUUCCAAAGAAGAAAGAAGGAGUACGCCCUAGAACUGGAGAUCCAAGAGGCGUUCCUCCGUUUUAUGGCGGUGACGCUGCAGGGGUAUCGCGCGUACCUCAUACCCAUCACGAAGGCGCCCACUGUUGGGACCACGGACCCUCAUGCCCUAUUCCAUAUGGAUGCCUUCAUACGGUCACGAGACAAGACUCAACAACGCUUCUUCACACUAAUGAUGCGAACACAGAUGUUCACGCGUUUCAUCGAAGAACGUUCGUUCGUAUGCGACGUGGACCAAGGGCUGCCGUUCUUCGACGAGUGCAUCGAACGCGUCGCGUGCGGCGACAGCGGCUCGCUGCUGGGCACCGACACCAGCAACGCGUCCGAGCGGACCGUGUUCGUGCUGCCGCCGAACCCGUUAGAAGACGGCGAAACCUACACUUACUCCAAAUUCGAGUUGGACCCGGUGCUGCUAGCAAAAUGUGUGACGGGUCGAGCUCGGCACGGCGGGCUGCAGACGCUGUCGGCGGCGACGCGCUCGGCGCUCGCGUCGGCCGAGUCGCUCGGCGACGCCUCGCCCAUGGCGCGCCGCACCAAGCAGGAGAUCGCCGCGGCGCAGAGGUCAGCCCCUGUGUACUGUAGUGUAGGAGUGAGCCACCUGCAGACGCUGUCGGCGGCGACGCGCUCGGCGCUCGCGUCGGCCGAGUCGCUCGGCGACGCCUCGCCCAUGGCGCGCCGCACCAAGCAGGAGAUCGCCGCGGCGCAGAGGUCAGCCCCUGUGUACUGUAGUGUAGGAGUGAGCCACCUGCAGACGCUGUCGGCGGCGACGCGCUCGGCGCUCGCGUCGGCCGAGUCGCUCGGCGACGCCUCGCCCAUGGCGCGCCGCACCAAGCAGGAGAUCGCCGCGGCGCAGAGGUCAGCCCCUGUGUACUGUAGUGUAGGAGUGAGCCACCUGCAGACGCUGUCGGCGGCGACGCGCUCGGCGCUCGCGUCGGCCGAGUCGCUCGGCGACGCCUCGCCCAUGGCGCGCCGCACCAAGCAGGAGAUCGCCGCGGCGCAGAGGUCAGCCCCUGUGUACUGUAGUGUAGGAGUGAGCCACCUGCAGACGCUGUCGGCGGCGACGCGCUCGGCGCUCGCGUCGGCCGAGUCGCUCGGCGACGCCUCGCCCAUGGCGCGCCGCACCAAGCAGGAGAUCGCCGCGGCGCAGAGGUCAGCCCCUGUGUACUGUAGUGUAGGAGUGAGCCACCUGCAGACGCUGUCGGCGGCGACGCGCUCGGCGCUCGCGUCGGCCGAGUCGCUCGGCGACGCCUCGCCCAUGGCGCGCCGCACCAAGCAGGAGAUCGCCGCGGCGCAGAGGUCAGCCCCUGUGUACUGUAGUGUAGGAGUGAGCCACCUGCAGACGCUGUCGGCGGCGACGCGCUCGGCGCUCGCGUCGGCCGAGUCGCUCGGCGACGCCUCGCCCAUGGCGCGCCGCACCAAGCAGGAGAUCGCCGCGGCGCAGAGGUCAGCCCCUGUGUACUGUAGUGUAGGAGUGAGCCACCUGCAGACGCUGUCGGCGGCGACGCGCUCGGCGCUCGCGUCGGCCGAGUCGCUCGGCGACGCCUCGCCCAUGGCGCGCCGCACCAAGCAGGAGAUCGCCGCGGCGCAGAGGUCAGCCCCUGUGUACUGUAGUGUAGGAGUGAGCCACCUGCAGACGCUGUCGGCGGCGACGCGCUCGGCGCUCGCGUCGGCCGAGUCGCUCGGCGACGCCUCGCCCAUGGCGCGCCGCACCAAGCAGGAGAUCGCCGCGGCGCAGAGGUCAGCCCCUGUGUACUGUAGUGUAGGAGUGAGCCACCUGCAGACGCUGUCGGCGGCGACGCGCUCGGCGCUCGCGUCGGCCGAGUCGCUCGGCGACGCCUCGCCCAUGGCGCGCCGCACCAAGCAGGAGAUCGCCGCGGCGCAGAGGUCAGCCCCUGUGUACUGUAGUGUAGGAGUGAGCCACCUGCAGACGCUGUCGGCGGCGACGCGCUCGGCGCUCGCGUCGGCCGAGUCGCUCGGCGACGCCUCGCCCAUGGCGCGCCGCACCAAGCAGGAGAUCGCCGCGGCGCAGAGGUCAGCCCCUGUGUACUGUAGUGUAGGAGUGAGCCACCUGCAGACGCUGUCGGCGGCGACGCGCUCGGCGCUCGCGUCGGCCGAGUCGCUCGGCGACGCCUCGCCCAUGGCGCGCCGCACCAAGCAGGAGAUCGCCGCGGCGCAGAGGUCAGCCCCUGUGUACUGUAGUGUAGGAGUGAGCCACCUGCAGACGCUGUCGGCGGCGACGCGCUCGGCGCUCGCGUCGGCCGAGUCGCUCGGCGACGCCUCGCCCAUGGCGCGCCGCACCAAGCAGGAGAUCGCCGCGGCGCAGAGAUUGGCGCGCAAAGCCAGCUUGUCGCCCGAAGCGUGGGCGAAGUGUCUACUCGGCGCGUGCUAUUCGCUUUAUUUCCUGUCGCUGCCGAGCCGAAUGAUGCUGCUCCGAGGCAAAGAGCAAGCCACUCUUACUGCGGCUUACGAAUUGCUGGAGAAGGCCACAAAGCUGCGAGUUCCUUGUGACGAGGUAUGCUACCGCGUGAUGAUGCAGCUGUGCGGCAUCCACUCCCUGCCGGUGCUGGCGGUGCGCCUUCUGUUCCUCAUGAAGCGCGCCGGGCUGCAGCCCAACGCGCUCACCUACGGCUACUACAACCGCUGCGUGCUCGAGGCGCCGUGGCCGCACGACAUGCCCAGUGGUUCUCAACUGCUGUGGAACAAGCUUCGCAUAGCGGUGAUGGGCGCGGCUCUGUUCCGAAAAGCAGGCGCGCAGCGGGCCAGUCGCGCCGCCGGCUCGGGACUCUCGGCUGGAAGUGUAGGCACGCUGCCGCGAGUGGUAUCCGCGGCGGGCAUGGACGGCGACUUGAGCGGGCUCGCCUUAGCCGCGUGUGAACCCGCACACAGCCGGACUAGUCUCGACGAAGCGAAUGCGCGUGAAAAGGAAGCUGCGUCUUCAGCCUUCGAGGCGCUGGUGCGGCGCGGCACCAUCGUGCAGCCGCAGCCCGCCCGCCCGCACAGGCACGCGCUGUCCACCGCCGCCGGAAUACUCAUAUCAGGUUUACCUUCAAAUCCAGAUUUGUGCGAAGCGGCGCGGCCGAGAAGUAAUUCAUUAGGAAAUGAAGAUACAAUGAGUAAUGUUACGAUAACUGAGAAAAGACAGACAAUACACGUGAGCCCGGAUAGUCCGUCGGACCUGCGGAUAUUGACGAGGUCUGAGAGCUUCGCCGGGGACGCUCAAAUUGUACAGAACUUGCAAAGGCUAUCGUUCUCUAGCAGUACAUCGAAUGUAAAGUCUCGGUGUUCACGAACACUGAGUUUUCCCGAGGAGCCUGAAAAAGAAGACGCGGCGGCCGAGCCGUCUGAGGAACCCGAAGGGUCUCCACUAAAACUGUCCCCCCGCACGCCGGUGCUGGCCGACGACCCGCUGGGCGCGCUGCGCGGCCCCGCGCCGGAGUCCCCGCCCCCGCCGCCGCGCCGCGACCCCGCCCCGCCGCGCCGCGAGUACUCCGUCAGCCCCAAGCUGUUCCACCGCCGGACCAACUCCUUCCAGGACGACGCGCCGAACGACCACGGGAAACUACACAGGAGCGAGACCGUUCCUGCCGGCACUGUGUCUUCCAGCCUCGCCAGUCUUGGAAACACGCUCAAGAUCAGCUUCGGUCCCACAAGCAUAGCGGGCAAGAAGUCCAACGAGCUCCUACAAAGCGGGCUCUCCAGCCUCAAGUCCGCCGCUACGAGCAUGGCCAAGAAGUUCGACGAGAUGAAAGAAGUUAUAUCCGCGAACUCGACGCCUGUGAAGGGGGCUAUCGGAAACGCUACCAGCGCGUUAACGAGUUUCAUGGAGGACGAUUCUACGGAUGGCUCGUCGGAAAUUAAUCCGGAUGAAUGGACAGGCGGCAUGCAUUUCAGAAGAGCGUCGAGCGACGCUGAGCUAGCGUGUACCAUGGAGCGCGGUUCAUUAGCCACCCUGCUGUCGCAUUUACCGGACAACCUGUAUCCACAACAAGCGGAGAACCUAAAGUCAUCGCCUACAGUGUCAGCCCACAUGUCCUCCUGCUCGCAAUGCCACCAGUGCUACGCGCUGCUGUACGACGAGGACAUCAUGGCGGGCUGGGCGGCCGACGACUCCAACCUCAACACGCGCUGCACCGCCUGCGGCCGCCACUCCGUGCCGCUGCUGUCCGUGCAGAUAAUGCGCGAGGGUCAGACGCAAACCGAAACUGUCAGCGUGCCUUAUUUAAAUCCAUUGGUGCUAAGGAAAGAAUUCGAAUCAAUAUUAGGUAGAGAAGGCGACUCGUGUCUCCUGGAGAAAGAGUUCGUGGAAUCGCACCCGAUCGUGUACUGGAACCUGGUGUGGUACCUAGAGCGCGCCAACAUCGAGAGUCAUCUACCGGACCUGCUGAGCGCCGACUAUCCUGCCAUGUACCAGGGCGAUGUUCCUGAUGAGAACAGCGGGUGCCAAGUAGUAUGCAGCUGGGACUUGGUGCGGCUGCACGGCGAGGCGGGCACGGCGCUGUACCGCGCGUGGCGCCUGAAGCGCGCCCAGCAGCAGCGCUCGCGCGCGCUGCAGGCCCUGCUGCUCACCGACACCGCGCAGGCCAACGCAGUGGUGUUGGCGGUUCUGGACGGGUUGCUGAGCAACGACUUGGUGGACGCGCUACGGCGGCUCGCUGCGUGGCGGGAGAACACCGCUGGCAACAAGCGAUACCAUUCAUUUUUCAGAGACAUACUAUUCCUCGCGAUGGCCGCCCUCGGCGAGAACAACAUCGACCUGAUCGCGUUCCAGCGCGAAUAUUCGCGCGCGAUCACACAGCUCGGCGGCGCGCUGCGCCCGCACGACUACCCGCCCGCGCCCACCGCCGUCUGCUGCCGGCACUACUUCCGGCGCCUGCGCCUCGCGCACGAGGACUGACCCAGGGCGCUGCGCGGCCGAGCCGAGCGAGGCCGGUUAUAAACAUGAGUCUGCUUACCGACAAAAAUUCAUUGAUAGUAAACUCAUAACAGGGGUCGUAAAACUUCUCAUUCACACUAGCAUGGUCAUAGCAGAGUGAAAGAGACAAUAUGUGACUCUUAUAGAUGUGUAAAGUAUUUGUGUUUGACAGCUAAUAUAUAUGGCGCUGUACGGCUCCAUGAGUAAGUCUGAUUGGCAAAAAAUUACGUUUAAGAAUUCAGUUGCCGCAAAACCUAUUUUUCGACAGUCAACAGUACUAUUCGCUUAACACCUUUGCAUAUUUAUUUAUUUGAUUGCUCUGCAGCUGACCGUACGUAGGCGACGGCCUUACAGCGCCAUCUGUGCUGUCAUACUCCAGGUCACAUGAUCAAAAUCAAUGAAUCUUUGCAUUAGUCAACGUCAAAAAUAUGCAUGCGCUCGCCUUAUUAUAUAUAUAAACAAAGGUGUAAUCAUAUUCUUGACGAAAGCUCCUCGUGUACGUCGACAUCGAAUAAGAGAGGUUGGUAAAACACGACAUCCGUCCUUUUGUCUACUUUAUUUGUAUGAGGAUGUUUCAGUGUUGAAGUUUGUCGUGUAUUUUAAUAUAAAAAUUACUUCAACUACAUGUGAUGUGUAAAGAAAAUGGCAAUACGUUUCAAGUUUGACGAAAUAAUGUAAGAUAAGACAAUAAGUCCUGUUUGUAUGCACCUAAAUGUAUGAGGUGUUGUGACCAGAUCUUAAAAAUUGGUCAUUAAUGAAAUGAUCCGUUAGGCGCAUCGUGGGAAAUUCAGAACUAACUUAACCAUAUCAUGAAAAUAUCACUUCUAAAAUAGCAUUUCAUUAAAUGAUCAAAAUCUAUGAUCUGGACACGACAGGUGGUAUGACGAUGAUAGUUUGUAACAUCUUCAGAAUACUAUUUAAAAUUAAAUAUGACGACCGCGACAUGUUAUUAGUGCGCGCGAUACAUGUGGACAUAAUCCUGCUUCAUAUACCUAGUUUAUGGGCAUACUCAUACUUUUUCCUAUCAAAAAAGGCGCAUCAAUACAACGAAUUUACAAACCAAGAAUAUAAUUGCUGACAUCUUAAAUAAAAAAAUAAAAACGUAUUUCAUAUAUCAUACAUGAGGAAAUUGAGAAUUCAAUUAAAAUGCAUCUGAGCUAUCUUCACCUUGUGUUUAUAUAAAGCAAUUAAAUAUAGUUACCGUGAGAGAUGUUUUCAAAGCAACUUUAAAUCACUCAAUUAUCUUCCCUUCUACCCCGCUGCAGCUCCAGAGUAAAAUGUUCAUAACCACAUCACGCAAUCAUCUUAAUAUUUGUUAAUGUUAGAAAUGUGGGUGCUACGGACAAGGUGAUUUGGAUAGCCAUACUGAAAUAAAAUUGUACAUAUUUCAAUUGUAUAUAUUAAUAAAACUUCGCAUUCUUGAUUGCUGACGACUGUAUUAGUCAUGAAUUGAAGCGGAUCAGUCAAUAUUUAAUGAUAUUGGACAAAAUAUUUCUUAAUGAUAGGAGUAUUGUUUCUUAAAAGGAACUCACUUGAUUUUGUCUGCGCUUUUUAUAUAUGUAUAGUUCAAGUAGAUAUUUAGCUUUUGAGUGAUUUCACUAAACAGUUAAAUUCGUAAACGAAUGGUACGUAUUAUUAUAUUCUAGUCGCAUUAUUUGUCACCAACUAGAAAGUUUUGGAUGUUAUCUUCAACCUUUUGGGCACCAGUGGCGGAUCGUUCAAAGAACUCGAUUCCCACCGGCUUGUCUAAUUUCAGCCCGUUGAGUACUUUCACGAUCGGUUCAUGGAGAAAAGGAAAGCAAAAUUAGCUCCGGGUUCCCUAUGAAUAUUUGUGACGCGCCGCCACUGGUGGGCACUGUCGUUUUGUAUGCAUUGUUUUAAUACACAGUGAAUUAGAACUAGAGAAUCUAUUGUAAUAAUUUUGUAGGUAAAGAGCGUUUUCAUAUGACGUUCUCUCUCGCCUUAGUCGUUGGAUAGUGUGACCUAGUGAAAACGUGCCCUAAUAAACUUGCGUAAAUACGUAAUGCCAUCUCACUGGGCAUGACACUAAUAAACAUUAAGUUAUUAUACUAUUUCUGCACGAUUUGUAUGUAUUUUUUACAAAUAAUGCGACUGCCAAAAUUCGAAAGUAUUCAUGAAGGUGUCAAUAUAGGUAUACUAAACUUAACACUUUAAAGAAACUGCUUUUGACCGAUGUAUAAUAAACUGAAAUAUCUAUCUGUUAAACAUAUAACAUACCGUAGGCCUAUAAUAAUCAUUUGGCCUACAACAAACUGGAUAUCUGAUGUAACUGAUAAUGUCAUUAAAAACUCUUUUUAUUUUACCAUAUAUAUAUAUUUCUCACUGGCAUUAAGUUUUUGUACUCAAUACUCAAUGAUACUAAUACACGAAGAGUAAAUACAUAUACAAUAUUUUUACGGAUAUAAUCCAGUGUUUAAAGGUUUUUCGUUGACAAAUUUUAUUCUUUAGGAACGUUUAAAUCAUGACUUGUUUUGAUGUUGUAGAUUUUAAAAGUCGUGAGGCAAUUUUAUGGCAAUAUUAUAGUUUAUAAUAUAACAGUUAAGUAUGUUGCCAAGUGUGGAAAUGGAUGUAUAUUUUGGCAUGUUGUGGAAAACUGUAUAUUCUAUGGUCUUUCUUGGACUCGGUUUAAGCUUAUAUUUAUUUGCCUCGAGUGAUCAUUUUGAGCCAUAUUUUAUGUUCCAAUCAAUGUUGUACAAUCAUCAUAUAGUCAUUCAAAUAUAUUUUUACAUUUAAAUAUGCUGUAAUAUUGUUUAGUCUGAUCAAAGGUUUUGUAAUUACAAUCUUGUAGAAGUUUGUAAAAGACAUGCAAUUACACUAUGUUAGUUGCAACAUAAAAGUAUUGGUGAAAAAGUAGUUAUUUUAUUUUGAUUGAGGAGUAUAAUGAAAACAUAUAAUUUUUAUAUAAAAAUAUAUAAAUAAGGCUUCACAAA
This is a messenger RNA of Cydia pomonella (codling moth), 9811 nucleotides long. RefSeq names its product DENN domain-containing protein Crag (gene Crag). The transcript has 34 exons. The record is from RefSeq and is a predicted model, not a curated record. Gene Ontology annotation, molecular function: protein binding. Gene Ontology annotation, cellular component: cytoplasmic vesicle. Bases 270 to 6842 code for a protein of 2190 amino acids. NCBI's taxonomy places the organism in Eukaryota, Metazoa, Arthropoda, Insecta, Lepidoptera, Tortricidae. Gene Ontology annotation, biological process: regulation of Rab protein signal transduction.